AUGCUUUGGCAGCAGCUGGUCCUUCUCUGGGUCUCCCUGGUUGUGCUGGUAUCACCCCUCACAGCUAUAUGGAAUCUGAAGGAAAAUGUUUAUGUCGUGGAGUUGGACUGGCACCCUGAUGCCCCUGGAGAGGCUGUGAUCCUGAGCUGUGAUACUCAGGAGGAAGAUGGCAUCACCUGGACAUCCAGCCAGAGAAAGGUCCUGCACUCUGGCCAAAACUUGACCAUCCAAGUCAAAGAGUUUGGAGACGCCGGUGAAUACACCUGUCACAGGGGUGACAACAAGAUCAGCCAGUGGCGCCUGCUGCUUCACAAAAAGGAAGAUGGAGUUUGGUCCACGGAUAUUCUAAAGGAUCAAAAAGAACCAAAAAAUAAGACCUUUCUAAGAUGUGAGGCAAAUAAUUACUCUGGACAUUUCACCUGCUGGUGGCUGACAGCAGUCAGUCCUUAUCUGGAUUUCAACAUCAAAAGCAGUCGAGGCUCCUCUGACCCUCAAGGGGUGACAUGUGGAGCAGCAACCCUGGCAGCAGAGAAAGUCAGCGUGGACCACAGGGAGUACAAUAAGUAUACAGUGGCAUGCCAGGAGGAUAGCGCCUGCCCAGCCGCUGAGGAGCGCUUGCCCGUGGAGCUUGUGCUGGAUGCUAUGCACAAGUUCAAGUAUGAAAACUACACCAGCAGCUUCUUCAUCAGGGACAUCAUCAAACCAGACCCACCCAAGAACCUGCAGCUGAAGCCCCUGAAGGGCACUCGGCAAGUGGAGGUCAGCUGGGAGUACCCCGACACCUGGAGCACCCCACAUUCCUACUUCUCUCUGACAUUUGGUGUUCAGGUCCUAGACAAGAACAAGAAAGAGAAGAAAGACCCAGUCCUCACCGACAUGACUUCAGCCAAGGUCAAGUGCCAGAAGGGCACCAUUGUCCAGGUGCAUGCGCGGGACCGCUACUACAGCUCAGCCUGGAGCGAAUGGGCCACCGUGCCCUGCAGUUAA
Messenger RNA from Erinaceus europaeus (western European hedgehog), 987 nucleotides. It is a transcript of the gene IL12B, whose product is annotated as interleukin 12B. The transcript is spliced from 6 exons. NCBI's taxonomy places the organism in Eukaryota, Metazoa, Chordata, Mammalia, Eulipotyphla, Erinaceidae. The record is from RefSeq and is a predicted model, not a curated record. Gene Ontology annotation, biological process: cytokine-mediated signaling pathway; immunoglobulin mediated immune response. Gene Ontology annotation, cellular component: membrane; external side of plasma membrane. Gene Ontology annotation, molecular function: cytokine receptor activity; protein binding. Bases 1 to 987 code for a protein of 328 amino acids.